This is a messenger RNA of Fusarium poae, 270 nucleotides long. RefSeq lists its product as uncharacterized. The coding region runs from base 1 to 270 and encodes 89 amino acids. NCBI's taxonomy places the organism in Eukaryota, Fungi, Ascomycota, Sordariomycetes, Hypocreales, Nectriaceae. The transcript has a single exon. The record is from RefSeq and is a predicted model, not a curated record.
AUGGACGACCAUAAACCUCACCCUCAAGCUUGGGUCGGAGCAUCGCUCAAGCCCGCAUUUGAUCGGUGGGUAAGCGAAGCCAACAUCCGAGGCCUCGACCAAGACUUGAAGCGACAGCUCUAUUUCUGGUGCGAAGAACACUCGGCAGCUUGGUGCCAAACCAUCAGUGAGUGCAAUAACCAGGAUCUACAAGAUGUCCCGUCCGUUGGACACUACGUCAACUUCUACGAAGCAUCCUGCCUUGCCGUGCGAUGGGAAUGGUUUGACUAA